Molecule: messenger RNA, 2698 nt
Organism: Aplysia californica (California sea hare)
Lineage: Eukaryota; Metazoa; Mollusca; Gastropoda; Aplysiida; Aplysiidae
Product: transmembrane protein 192-like
Exons: 6
Coding region: 251-1090 (279 amino acids)
Cellular component (GO): lysosomal membrane; late endosome
Source: RefSeq, a predicted model, not a curated record
AACCUAGUGCCUAGUAGCCAAAGACAAGGUAUGUCAGUGGGUAUACAUGUACUCAGUCUUGGCUGUAGUGUAAAUCUAUGGUGUUUUGUCAAAAUGCCUGCUCAAUCUGGAGCAUCGAAUAGAUCAGCUGCUUCUGGGUUGUCGGACAUGGUCACCACUGAGUAACCUAGCUGAUGUAAACAUCCCAACAAAGAAAUUAUAGCGUGGUCACGAGGUUUGUUUUUGCAAGGAGCCAUCCGUUGAUGUAAACAUGGUCAGCCUAGCGAACAAUGCCGGCCAUUCUGGCGGUUACUUCGGCUUUUCUGAUGAUCGUCCGACCAUCAAUUCGAUGGGCUCAGACGAUGAGCUCAUUGUGGAUCAUAUUGAGCUGGUCUCGGGCCAUGAGAUGGUGCACAAACCCAUGAGGACCACAUGGGCCAUUUGGCUGGCAAAGAUUCUUUAUGUAUUGUUGGGCGUUUCCGCGUAUGUGGUUCCCAUUGUCUGCUCCAACUGUACGUGUGGCGAAGACCCAAUUUCCCUGACGCUCUACAUCCAUGGCGGGAUGUGGUUCAUCCUGCUCCUGCUCGAUCGCUUCCUCCAUCAGAGGCACGACAAGAGCCGUCUGCAGGGCUACCUCGAGUUUUACCGCAAAACCAGGAACAUCAGACGUCUUCCUUUCAUGAUCAACUCCUGUGCCAACGCCAUAAUGGUGGUUAUGAUCAAGGUUCUGGACAGCCACUGUAACCCUGACACAGGCCGGUGCCUGUUCCUCAACAAGACUCGCUACAUCCAGAUACUGGUCAGCAUUGAGUGUGCUGUAGCCUUGGUGGUGUUGUUUGUCUACUUCGCGUGGACGGUCAAGUUCAACAGUAAGAAGGCUUUACCGGACGUCCACCAGGAGGAGCUGAUGACCAGCUUUGUCAACACGGCCACUGACCUGGGCUACCGGAACGGCAAUGAGAUUGACCAGGUGAUGGAGAAACAGGCCGACAUGAUCCGCUACCUGCGCCAGCACUCAGAGAACCUGGCACGGCGGAACCUCUCGCUGACAGAGGAGGUGAAUCGCCUGAAAGGUGUACGCCGAGAUGGCAGCAUCAACGGACAUUUCUAGGCUCCAGCAUUCCGGGAGAGCUUCCUGUUAUUACAUCCAAAUGAGUUUCGUAGCUCAUGCAAUUCAUGACUUGUUUUGACUGCUGUGAGUCCUUGCGCAGUCGCAAUGGCAGUGGCGGUUGCCUCGACAGCUGUGAGAGGUGGAGGCUGAAGAGCUGUCUACCACCGGCAGGUGAUGAUACAGGACGGGUCACUUUGUUCUACAGCCAACACAAGGUUUGUGGUUUGCUGGUCCGCUGAAGGAAGGUGAAAGGUCGCAGUGGACAGAUGGCUGAAGGACUGAGUAUCCAGGUGCUACUACUACUUUUCAGCAAAUUUCCACCACUCUUAACACGCUGUAUCGUCCAGUCCCCAAGCUUUCAGAGGAUUUUUUUACAUAUUCCCCCCUCCCCCUUCCUGUUUUGUAUUCUUGUUUGCUUUUUUUAUUUCUGAUUGAGAUGUAGUCAGUUUGGAAGUGCAUUUCUUUUUCCACUUUGACUGCAUUAGCCUCGGCUCCCGAAUAAAGGUUUAGCACCAAGAUGUAGAACCUGAAAAAUAUCCUGCAAGCCUUGCUCGUUACAAGCUGUUGGUAAAAAAAUCUGCUGUUGUAAAUUGAGUCUUUCCACGAUUGGUAACCAGUCUUUAUGGUUAGCUGGUUAUGUCCAGACUCUUAGGGUAAGAUUGAUUGUUGCAGUAGUUUCCUACUGUUUUGAAUUGUAGAAGAGCUCAACACGAGUCUAGCAAAACAAAACUUGUCUCUUUUCUAUUGUCCUAAAUUUUUUUUUUCUCUUUUCUUGCAAUCAGUAGCAGCAAAGAUUACAACCCGAUGGAAUCAGGCACUCGUCAGUUUUUGGGUGUAAUGGAGUUAUUACUACAAUUUUUGCUCAUAUGCCUGUUGUUUUUGGGGGGGUUUGUGAAACAAAUAUCUGUCUAUCUUGAAUAAAAAUCGAGAUAUAUGAGAUUGAAGGAGAUAGACGCAAGAGGUAAAAUUAGCGAGAAAAUGGUGGUCUAAGUUUUGUGUCAAGCUGCCUUGAGACCGUGCCCUGUGUCGUAAAACUUGGCCUAUAUCCUUCGUGUGUCCCCGUGACAGCUUUACAACAAUUAACCUCCAUUUCAAACAGUCACUAUGUUUUACUUGUAGCCAUGUCCGUCAGUGCUCCUCGGCACAGCUUGCCUUACCCUGUGGAAUUGGAGCCAUUCUGGCUUUCAGGCCACGCGAAAAACGGGAACAAAAUCAACCUUAUUUUUUUCAAAAUUCUACUGUUUUAUAAAGAAUUUCACAAAUAGCUACAAAUUUUAAAGAGUUCAGCCUGAGUGAGAUGUUGCAUGAGCAUUUUGCGGAUUAAUUGACUGCACAUUUUCGAAAACAAUAUCCUCCAAGAGACUACCUUGUAACUUUCUUUUUUCCUGAUUGAUUAAAAAAACAGAAAUCCACAAAGGGAAGAUCUAUUUUUUUCUCAUUGGUUGCCAAAUUUGGGGAUGUUCGGGUAAUAUUGAGAUGGUCUCUGCACUUUCCAAAUAAAGAGAGUCGUAAAAUCAUGGUGCCGUUCAGCAGGUUUCGGUUUCGCGACCGUCCAGUCCUCUUUCUUCUAUAAAAAGUCGACUCUCGCUGAAGAUAUAGAGAAAAAAA